This is a messenger RNA of Penaeus vannamei (Pacific white shrimp), 1908 nucleotides long. Lineage: Eukaryota; Metazoa; Arthropoda; Malacostraca; Decapoda; Penaeidae. The record is from RefSeq and is a predicted model, not a curated record.
AUGUCUGGUCGGCAAGCUCCAUCAGGUCGGCAAGCCCUAACAGGUCGGCAAUCCCCAUCAGCUCGGCAAGCCCAUCAGCUCGGCAAGCCCCAGCAGGUCGGCAAGCAGGUCGGCAAGCUCCAUCAGGUCGGCAUCGGCAAGCCCCAUCAAGGUCGAGAAGCCCAUCAGGUCGGCAAGCCCCAGCAGGUCGGCAAGCUCCAUCAGGUCGGCAAAGCCCCAGGUCGGCAAGCCCAACAGGUCGCAAGCCAAACAGCGUCGGCAAGCCCAACAGUCGCAAGCCAACAGGUCGGCAAGCCCCAUCAGGUCGAGAAGCACCAUCAGGUCGGCAAGCCCCAACAGGUCGGAAAGCUCCAUCAGGUCGGCAAGCCCCAUCAUGUCGGCAAGACCCAUCAGGUCGGCAAGCCCCAUCAGGUCGACAAGCUCCAGCAGGUCGGCAAGCCACAACAGGUUGGCAAGCCCCACAGGUCGGCAAGCCCAUCAGUCGGCAAGCCCCAGCAGGUCGGUAAGCUCCAUCAGGUCGGCAAGCCCCAGCAAGUCGACAAGUCCCAUCGGGUGGGCAAGCCCCAACAGUUCGUUAAGCCCAUCAAGUCGGCAAGCCCCAGCAGGUCGGCAGCCUCAUCGGAUCGGCAAGCCCCAAAGUUCGUUAAGCCCCAUCCGGUCGGCAAGCCCCAUCAGGUCGGCAAGCCCCAACAGGUCGUUAAUCCCAUCAGGUCGGCAAGCCCAUUCGGCAAGCAGUUCGUUAAGCCCCAUCAGGUCGGCAAGCCCCCAAACAGUUCGUUAAAGCCCAUCAGUCGGCAAGCCCCAUCAGUCGGCAUCAUCGGGUCGGCAAACCACAACAGGUCGUUAAGCCCAAUCAGGUCGGCAAGCCCAACAGUCGGCAAGCCCCAUCGGGUGGGCAAGCUCCAACAGUUCGUUAAGCCCCAUCAGGUCGGCAAGCCCCAGCAGGUCGACAAGCCCCAUCGGGUGCAAGCCCCAACAGUCGGCAAGCCCCAACAGGUCGUUAAGCCCCCAUCAGGUUGGCAAGCCCCAAAGGUCGUUAAGCUCUAUCAGGUCGGCAAGCCUCAUCGGGUCGGCAAGCCCCAACAGGUCGUUAAGCCCAUCAGGUCGGUCGGCAAGCCCCAGUCGGCAGGUCGGCAAUCAGCAACCUCAAAGCAGGUCGUUAAGCCCCAUCAGGUCGGCAAGCCCAACAGUUCGUUAAGCCCCAUCUCGGCCCUUCGGCAAGCCCAACAGUUCGUUAAGCCCCAUCAGGUCGGCAAGCCCCAACAGGUCGUUAAGCAAAGCCCCAUCAGCGUCGGCAAGCCCCAACAGGUCGUUAAGCCAUCAGGUCGGCAAGCCCAUCAGGUCAAACCCCAUCAGGUCGGCAAGCCCCAUCAGUCGGCAGCCCCAUCAGUCGGCAAGCCCAUCGGGGCAAGCCCCAACAGUUCGUUAAGCCCCAUCAGGUCGGCAAGCCCCAUCAGUCGGCCCCAUCGGGUGGGCAAGCCCCAACAGUUCGUUAAGCCCCAUCAGGUCGGCAAGCCCAUCGGUUCGGCAAGCCCCAACAGGUCGUUAAGCCCAAUCAGGUCGGCAGGCCUCAUCGGGUCGACAAGCCCCAAUAGUUCGUUAAACCCCAUCAGGUCGGCAAGCCCCAUCAGGUCGACAAGCCCCAUCGGGUGGGCAAGCCCCAAAAGUUCGUUAAGCCCCAUCAGGUCGGCAAGCCUCAUCGGGUCGGCAAGCCCCACAGGUCGCAAGCCCCAUCAGGUCGCAUCAGGUCGGCAAGCCCAUCGGGUCAGCAAGCCCCAACAGGUCGGCAAGCCCCACCAGGUCGGUAAGCCCCACCAGGUCGGCAAGCUCCAGCAGAUUGGCAAACAGAUAUACAGAGAUGGGGAAACUGCAGAGGCGGAAUAUGAAUGCAAAGAGAAUAAGCGAUAG